CCCGGAAGUCUCGCGCGAGCGGCGGCGCAGGGCGCUGAGGAGGCCCCGGCCCCGCUCCCCGCCGCGGCCUACAGCCGGGCCCGCCCCGCCGGCACCGCCGCCGCCAUGGAGGCGAACGCGGCGAAGCGGAAGGAGCCGCGCAAGGCGCUCCGGAUCAAAGUCAUCUCCAUGGGCAACGCGGAGGUGGGCAAGAGCUGCAUUAUAAAGCGCUACUGCGAGAAGAGGUUCGUUCCCAAAUACCUGGCGACCAUUGGUAUCGACUACGGCGUCACGAAAGUGCAGAUCAGAGACCGAGAGAUCAAAGUUAACAUCUUUGACAUGGCGGGGCACCCCUUCUUCUACGAGGUGAGGAACGAGUUUUACAAGGACACGCAGGGAGUCAUCCUGGUCUACGACGUCGGCCAAAAGGAGUCGUUCGACGCGCUGGACACGUGGCUGGCCGAGAUGAAGCAGGAGCUGGGCCCUCACGGGAACAUGGACAACGUCGUCUUCGUUGUCUGUGCCAACAAGAUUGACUGCACCAAGCACCGCAGCGUGGACGAGAGCGAGGGGCGGCUCUGGGCGGAGAGCCGGGGCUUUCUUUACUUUGAGACGUCGGCACAAACGGGAGAGGGAAUCAACGAGAUGUUCCAGGCUUUCUACUCCGCCAUCAUCGACCUGUGCGACAACGGCGGGAAGCGCCCCCCCUCCAGCGUGGGGGUGGGCUUCACCAAAGAGCAGGCAGACGCCAUCCGUAGGAUCCGCAACAGCAAGGACAGCUGGGACAUGCUGGGAGUCAAGCCCGGAGCCACCAGGGACGAGGUGAACAAAGCCUACAGGAAGCUGGCCGUGCUGCUCCACCCCGACAAGUGCGUGGCUCCCGGCAGCGAAGACGCCUUCAAAGCCGUGGUGAACGCCCGGACUGCGCUCCUCAAAAACAUCAAGUAGGGAACGGAGCCCCUCGGAGCUGGAAACCUUCCCCUCCUCCUCCCGGCUAGCUCCCAGGCAGCCGCACGGCCGUGGGGCACUUCCCUCCUCCUCAGAUUUACCCGCUGGCACGGACAGAGAGAAUCCCAGCACCAACUGGGGGAGCAAGACCCCAGCGUGCCCGCCGCGCGUCAUAAAAGGAGCAGGUGGCAACGCGAGGAAGAGGAGGGGUUUGCUCGAGGAAACCUCCGCUGCUGCGGGAAGGAACUGGCUCCAGGGAGCGUCCAGUUCCUCCCCAAACCGUUGAGGAGCCAAGGAUGGUCCUUUUGGCAAGAUGAGGGCUCCCCCCCCGACACCCACCUCCUCAUCACAGCGCCUCCCUCCCUCUCCCCGAGGCUGCCAGACUCCCAACGGGGGAUCCCGUGGGGGUCCCGUGGUUUUCUCAGCACCCGGUUUUAUUUCCUUGCCGCUGUGUGAGGUGGGCAGGGGAGGAGAGGACACGGAGCUGUG
Oxyura jamaicensis (ruddy duck) is the source of this 1416-nucleotide messenger RNA. It is a transcript of the gene DNAJC27, whose product is annotated as DnaJ heat shock protein family (Hsp40) member C27. The transcript has 7 exons. The record is from RefSeq and is a predicted model, not a curated record. NCBI's taxonomy places the organism in Eukaryota, Metazoa, Chordata, Aves, Anseriformes, Anatidae. Gene Ontology annotation, molecular function: GTP binding; GTPase activity. Bases 106 to 927 code for a protein of 273 amino acids.